UCCACUGCAGCCUACACCUCUCUGCCCAGUUGGGCUAGUUCUUACCUUUGAGCCUUAACGCCACAAAGAUGCCUGAUCAACCAACCCAGAAUGUCAUUUCUUCCAUCGGCAUAUAAUCAAAAGUCUUUCCUCCAUCUGUAAACUUACUUGACGUUUUCAUCAUCAAAAGUGUUAUCGCAGGUCUCACCAUGCCCCCGAAGAAGAACGAGUACAUCCGAACCAUUCCCAACGACUACACCAAAUACUCACCCCUAGGCCGUGACGAAAUCCGGCUUCUGAGAAUCAGCAAACUGCCACACGCACACCCUACCUCACCGGCAACCUCGACUAAUAACACCGACGACCACACAAGCCUUCCACCCGUGCAAUGUGAACUCUACCGUGUCAAACUCUCCGCUUCCCAGCGCCCGCCCUUCGCCGCCCUCUCCUACUGCUGGGGUGACCUCCGGCACACGCUUCCCAUAACCGUCAUAUUCCGCGACGCUGAGCUUCUUCAGGAGCCCGCUGAGCACGACGAGGACCCAUUAGGAUGGAAGAAGCUAUCAGCUACCUCCCCAGCCCCAGUGGUAGUAGAAAAUUUCAACGUCACCACAAACCUCCACGCCGCUCUGCACGCCUUCCGCGCCGACCCCUCCUCCUUUGAGGAGCUGCAGUUUCUCUGGACCGACAUGCUCUGCAUCAACCAAGACGAUCUCGCCGAGCGGUCCUAUCAAGUUUCGCUGAUGAGGGACAUAUAUGAUGGGUCGAGGGUGGUGGAGGUUUGGUUGGGCGGCACCGGCAUGCAGGGCACUCAGGGCACUCAGGCCGAGGGACAAGGACAACCUGGUCUUGAUCUAGGAUCUAGUGGUCUUCUGCGCCCGGAAGACGAUUUGUUGACGGAUGAGUUGAUGGUCUUGGUAGAUGAUGCUGGGAAAGCGAUGAAGGAGGCGGAGGAGUGGAGAGAGAGGAAUUGGGAGGGGGUGAUGAUGCGGUUGACGCCUGAGAGGCGGAUCUGGGUCAUCCAGGAGGUUGUCUACAGCAAGCAGACAUUUGUUCGACAUGCGAACACGCGUAUCAGGUGGAACUCGAUGCUCAACCUGGUGAGAAUCAAGGGAAGAUUGAUGGCGGCGCGGUGGAGUAAGAAGAUGGUCAAGGAUAUGAAAUACGACGACGACGAGCUACAUGUCCCGCGCCUGUGGAAAGAGGGUCUGAAGCCGUCGGCCCAGUUGGACUGGAACCCGACGCCGGGGUACGCGAUGCUGCCUUUGCUUUCUCCGUUGGAAGUAAUUUUCCAGACCAGCGCGUUUAUCGCUACGGACCCGAGAGAUCGUUUGUUUGGUAUCUUGUCACUUAUUCCAUCCACCUCUGGGGCCAAACCAUAUCUGCCGGACUACAAAAAGUCUAUUGCCCAGGCUUCUUGCGACUUCACCAAGUGGCAUGUGGAAGUGCUAGGGUCGUGGGAUGUCUUGUCUCUGUGUCGUCCUAGGGGCCAACGUUCUUUCUUCAGAGACUCAACGCUCCCGAGCUGGGCGAUUGACUUUAAGAAGGACUACGGAGAGAUUCCACCUUUUGCACUACAAAAGUACGCGGAUGGAUCGCCCAUGUUCUCCGCUGGCAUAUGUCCGCAGUCUUCAAGUUGGUCUCCUCGACGUUCCUAUCGCGUCAUCAGAAAUGGUACCGGUCGCACGCAAGAGGAAGAAGACAGCAACAAGAUCACGCUACCAGGCUGCAUCGUUGCCCGCAUAACCAAAGUCUGGUCCCUCAACUCGAGUUCAAUCUCCUGGCUUCCUCACCCCAGUCUGUGGGCUAAAGACGAGUCACCACCGCCACCGCCGCCUAAGCCAGAACCAAAGAAGCCUACCGCUUCCACUUCCCAAGGAGAAGCCCCAGCAGUCAAAACCCUCCUUGACGCCCUCCGCUCUCUCAAAGCAGGCCUCAACCCCACACCCACAUCCGCCUCUCCCUCCUCCACCGCUGUGGGAAACCAAGAUCAAGACCAAGACCGCGAAGUCGACCCCCUCCGCUGGAAAUCCGCCAUGGCUUCUCACGCCGCCCGCAUCCUCCGCGAGCUAUGGAAGACGGGCUUCAAGCCUACCAUCACCGUCUUCAUUCCCAUCAUCACUCCCAUCCCUACUCCCUAG
Molecule: messenger RNA, 2120 nt
Organism: Neurospora tetraspora
Lineage: Eukaryota; Fungi; Ascomycota; Sordariomycetes; Sordariales; Sordariaceae
Product: heterokaryon incompatibility protein-domain-containing protein
Exons: 3
Coding region: 189-2120 (643 amino acids)
Source: RefSeq, a predicted model, not a curated record